UAUUCCUUAAAUACUUGGUCUCCCCACUGUAUAGUAUCAAUCAUGCCCACAGUCAUGCCUAUUUGCCCACUAACACGGAACAGCUGGCAGCACCCAUCUAAAUGACCAGAGCAUGCAAUAAGUGUGAAAUAUUAAGCCCAUUUCUCUUUAGAGACAGCAUACCUACCCAAUUGAUUAAUUAGCAUGCAGAGCCUCAGACUAUGCAAAAAUAUAACAUUUUAUAGUAUGUGACAUUUUGAAAAUGUUGUAUGCUUUAAAUGCCAGGAUGUCAUACUCUUUUCGGCUUUUCAUUUCUAAUUCGCUGCACAUUGUUGAGGAAGAAAAGCAUCAUUUCAGACCACGUGUGUUUGACAACAGCUGAUAAUCAACUGGUAAUUCGAUUAGAGGACGGGCUGUAGCCAAAUGAACAAAUGGUGGGAAACGACACAUUUGCCCAUUAGAUGAUGCGUUCUCAGUAUAGGUAAGCCUAGUAUGUUGAUAUUUGGUGCUUAAUGCAUACAUUUUUACUGAACAGUGGAUUCUAAAUAGUAUGAAGUAUGAUUAGUACUUACACAGGGAAAUGUCAUUUUAGUAAGUAGUAGGCAGGACAGAUUUCAGACACAGCCAACGACUCAUACAAGACAUUGUCACCAAUGUUAUGUUGAAAGAACGAGACCUCUUUUUAUACGGCUUGGGUUUUUUCCAACUCAAACAUUGUACAGACUUAGGUUCUCUUGGUUGAUGAAUAAAGGCCCACUACAGUUAGUUGAGUUGGUUAGUUUACAUCAUACACUUGCCGGUUAUGAAUGCCAGUUGGAUAACAAGUGUUUGUAAUGACGGAAUGAUGAAUUGUAAAUAACCUUGACCUUUUAAAAUAACAUUUUCACAUAUCUCCUUUCUCGCUCUCUAUCUUGUCUCUUCAUCUCGCUCUUUCUCUAUCCCCCUCCUCUCUUUCUACUUCCUUCCUUUCUCCUCUUUCUUUUUCUCGCAGAUAAACUGAAGAAGCAGUUGGAGUUGCAUAGGAUGCAGAGAGCCGCUCACGGUGUCACUGUUAGCCCAGCAGAGGUAGAGGAGGUAGACCCUGUGGAAGAAAACAUCCGCAGACAGAUGGAUGAGGAGAAGAAGAGUUACAAGAGCACCUUUGGCCAUCUGAAAACACUGAAGAUGGAGAUUGAGCACCUGCAGCUGCUGCUGGAGCGGUCAAAGGUGAAGCUCCAGAGAGACUUCCAGGAUUGGUGGAGCCAGGAGGCCGCCAUGCUACAGGUCCCAGAGUCAGAGGGCAUGGCUAGGGGUCAAAGUUCAAUACGGACCAAUCAGAGCUCCGAGUCGUCCUCUCCUAGCCAUCCAAUGACCAGAGCCCUGUCCUCCACUGAGCUCUCAAAGUCCUUCUUCCCUCUGACUGGAGACCAGCAGACAGACGCAGACAUCCUGGGCUUCAUUAGGGCCCGACACAACCUGCUAAACAGGACAGGGCCACCUCUGCCAUGACCAAAAUGCUUGUCUUGUGGCUGCAUCCCGAGCAGAAGUGAAGGAGUGCCACCCGGGAACAUCUGAAUGUGUUCGACACACAUAGGAUCUAUGCGAUUGGUGCCUAAUGAACUUAACCCAGAUGCUCUCACAUGUCCACAUGAGACUCAGGCCUCAAUUAUGUUAGAAUGGAUGUUGGUUGGAUGAAAGGGAACUGGAGGAAGACUAAAAUUCACUCACUCACUCUCUCUCUCAUACAUAUUUACAUUUACAUUUAAGUCAUUUAGCAGACGCUCUUAUCCAGAGCGACUUACAAAUACACACACACACACAC
Oncorhynchus gorbuscha (pink salmon) is the source of this 1780-nucleotide messenger RNA. Its product is annotated as kinesin-like protein KIF6. The transcript has 6 exons. NCBI's taxonomy places the organism in Eukaryota, Metazoa, Chordata, Actinopteri, Salmoniformes, Salmonidae. The record is from RefSeq and is a predicted model, not a curated record. Bases 1003 to 1467 code for a protein of 154 amino acids.